Molecule: messenger RNA, 377 nt
Organism: Trichomonas vaginalis G3
Lineage: Eukaryota; Parabasalia; Trichomonadida; Trichomonadidae
Product: organellar and viral DNA polymerase type B
Exons: 1
Source: RefSeq, a predicted model, not a curated record
AUGAUUUCAACAAUCGGCACAACAACAAUUCAAACAACAGCACCAAACUCGUUAGUCAUGAAUCCAACAUCUAUGUUAGUAGAAAUGAAAAGCUUCAUUCCUUCUUCAUAUACUUUCGAAACAAAAAUCCAGAAGAUAAAGCAAGAACUUUUAACAAGUAAUUUAGACUGUAGUGCGAAAGAUGAAACAAAUGAAGAAUAUCUUUAUGAAAUGCAGGACAUUAUUGACCAUUUGCCUAAACUACCUGAAAUCCAACAACAAAAACUCACUAUUCCUGAAUUCGACGAAAUUGAAGUGAAACCAACUGACUCAGUAGAAAUAAAGAAGUUCAUACGUAAGGUAAAUUAUGAAUUCCUUGGUUUUCAUUGCAACCAUAA